AUGGCAGCUAUCCCACGAGAGGAGCCAUUAUUGGCUCCACCUGUCACCUUCUCCGAUGACCAGUCCUUUCAAGCCGAAGAAGACGACUCCCUCCUAACCGGCGAACGUUCACGCCGCCGUCACCCCGAAAGGCGGGGCUGGAUCUUCUGGAAGGACAUCGGGUUACUUGCCUGGGCCAUAAUUGCCACAAUCCUCGUUGUCAUCCUCGGAGUCGUCUACCAACACGAAGCCUCGAAACCGAACCACACAUCAAAGGACACAUGGGGCCCCGAUGGAAAGCCAUCCGGCAAGCGGAAUCUGAUCUUCAUGGUCUCUGACGGCAUGGGCCCCGCUAGUCUAUCCAUGACCCGCAGCUUCAGACAACACACGGAGGGGCUGCCGAUCGAUAACACUCUCAUUUUGGACCAACACUACAUUGGGACAUCUCGGACGCGAUCCACCUCCAGCCUGGUGACGGAUUCGGCAGCGGGAGCGACCGCGUUCUCAUGCGGCUUCAAGAGCUACAAUGGAGCUAUCUCGGUACUACCAGACCAUACACCCUGUGGAACUGUUUUAGAGGCUGCUGCACUUGCGGGAUACAAGACCGGACUGGUUGUUACGACGCGUCUGACGGAUGCCACGCCGGCGUGCUUUGCCUCCCAUGCCAAUCUGCGUUCAUACGAGGAUAGCAUUGCGGAGCAGGAAGUUGGGGAGAACCCCUUGGGUCGGGUCGUUGAUCUUAUGCUGGGUGGGGGAAGAUGUCACUUCCUGCCCAACACGACCAGUGGUAGCUGCCGAAAGGACGACCGGGAUAUAACCGAGGUUGCCUCCAAGAACGGGUUCAACCUUGUGAAUGAUAGAGCUGGAUUCGAUGCGCUAAAUGGCGGUACCCAAGCCAAAUUGCCGCUAUUGGGUCUCUUUGCUGAUACCGAUAUUCCUUACGAAAUCGACCGCCGCACGCAGAAUGAUGUGUACCCAUCAUUAGAGGAGAUGGCUCGCACUGCAUUGACUGCUUUGAGUGAGGCCACCCGCGACAGUGAGCAUGGCUUCUUCUUGAUGAUUGAAGGUUCGCGUAUUGACCACGCCGGCCACGGCAAUGAUCCCGCUGCCCAGGUCCACGAGGUGCUAGCCUACGACAAGGCCUUCGCUGCCGUUGUGGAAUUCUUGGAGAAGGACUCCACCCCCGGAGUACUUGUUGGUACGUCCGACCACGAGACCGGUGGUCUAGCGGCUGCCCGACAGCUUCACACGUCUUACCCGGAUUACCUAUGGUACCCCGGUGUCCUGGCAAAUGCCAGUCACUCUGCCGAGUUUACCGGAGCCAAGCUAAAUGAAUAUACUGCUGGAGCUGGACAGGAGGCAACGGAGUCAGAGAAGAAAACAUACAUCCGUCAAACACUCUUGGAGAAGGACUUGGGUAUCACCGAUGCCUCUGACCAGGAAUUGGAUGCUAUUAUCAACCCCCCGUCAGGAGUUUCUUCACACUAUGUCUUCGCAGAUAUGAUUAGUCGCCGUGCACAGAUUGGUUGGUCCACCCAUGGACAUUCUGCUGUUGAUGUCAACAUCUACGCAUCCUCCACCAAGGGUGCCUGGCCCUUGGUGGGUAACCAUGAGAACACCGAAGUGGGCACUUUCCUCGCCGACUACCUCGAUCUCGAUAUCGAAGACAUCACCAAACGCCUCCGGUCCUCAGCUUCUUGGAGCGCAUCCUCAGAUGAGGUCUCCGCACAAGCAGACUUCCACUGGAUGGGAGAUCCGCUAGGCUCAAAUGUUCAGACUGACGGUUUUGAUACGUAUCACGGCGACUUCAAGAAGCGAUCUCCAGAGGAUUGCGGAUGUGGUGGACUCCACUAG
Penicillium pulvis is the source of this 1833-nucleotide messenger RNA. RefSeq names its product alkaline phosphatase. Bases 1 to 1833 code for a protein of 610 amino acids. Lineage: Eukaryota; Fungi; Ascomycota; Eurotiomycetes; Eurotiales; Aspergillaceae. The record is from RefSeq and is a predicted model, not a curated record. The transcript has 2 exons. Gene Ontology annotation, biological process: dephosphorylation. Gene Ontology annotation, cellular component: fungal-type vacuole membrane. Gene Ontology annotation, molecular function: alkaline phosphatase activity.